Betta splendens (Siamese fighting fish) is the source of this 1086-nucleotide messenger RNA. RefSeq lists its product as uncharacterized. Gene Ontology annotation, biological process: negative regulation of T cell proliferation; immune response; T cell costimulation. The coding region runs from base 216 to 878 and encodes 220 amino acids. The transcript has 4 exons. Gene Ontology annotation, cellular component: external side of plasma membrane. NCBI's taxonomy places the organism in Eukaryota, Metazoa, Chordata, Actinopteri, Anabantiformes, Osphronemidae. The record is from RefSeq and is a predicted model, not a curated record.
ACCAGUUCAUUCACAGUGUCAGUCAACAAUGUGAACCAACCAGUGUUGACUGACAAUGUGUGUGUUUGCGCGCGCCGAGAGAGGAACAGCUGGUAAUUAAGGCGGCUAUGGGAUCCCUUUUAUGUGCAGCGCUUUUGAGCGAUUGUGUUUUACAACCGGCUCUUACCUGGACCGUUGAUCGAGUGAGGUGGGACUGACAGCAGUUGUGGUCGAGGAUGAAGAUGAUCUUCAGGAUCCUGCUGCUCAUCAGCUUCAUCUCAUGCUUCUCUGGAUCUUUAUUAGUGAAUGUGACCCAGACCCACUAUCAGGCAGAGCAGAACCACAGCAUCACACUGGAGUGGACCUUCACACCCAAACCUGACGUGUCCAUCACCUCAGUUUACAUCUUCUGUCAGCUGGUGACUGAUCUCAGAGUCUCAGUCCUGUUUCAUCUCCAUGAAGGUGUUGAGGUCUCAAAGUCUCAGGAUCAACAGUUUUCAGGACGAGUCCAGUUUGACAGAGACGAGCUCAGAGAAGGACGCCUCAGACUCCAAGUGUCCAGACUCAGGACUGAUGACUCAGGACGCUAUGACUGUGACAUCAGAACAUCAGAUGGUUGGAACACGGACGUAUGUCGACUCAACGUCACUGCUGUUGAUCAGCACAAAGCUCAGACAACAGUGAGUCCAGAACCAGAGAACUGGAGGAGAAUAGGCCUUUAUGUUGCGUUGGUGCUGACAGCAGCAGCUCUGUUUGUCUGUGUUCUACUGUUCUCAUUUUUUCUAUGUCCUAACAGAAUUAAACUUAUCAGAACUAAACUUCAUAAGGUUGCUUCAAAAACCAGAAAAAGACCCUACACUUCCAUCAAGUUACAAGUUACCAAUUUCACUAAUAAAUGAACAAAAAAAAGAACUAAGCCUCAGGAUGAGACAAAGUUCAGGCUCUGUGUACAACUCAAACCUUCCCCGCUGUGUUUCCAUGUUCUCUAGUGUCUGUCAGUUUGAGUUAGUGGAGGUGUCUCUGUUUCUGUGUGUAACAUGUACAGUAAUUUAGCACUUUGACAAUUAUUUACACAUAUUGUAAAUAAACUCUUAUUUUUUACUAUGA